AUGGUCAUCUACGCUCCCCUCGACGCGGCUGAACACGAGAUUAGGCUCGUCAGGCUUCUUGAACCCCUGGCUGAGCACGCCGAAAGACCCAUGGGUGCUCUCGCGUUGGAGCUUCAGACCGUGCCGCUGGACGACGGCAUGUCUUACGCGGCCCUGUCGUACGUCUGGGGAGACCAGGUAGACACUAUGAAGAUUGAGAUUAACGGAUGUCCGUCCGUCAUUACCCGGAGUCUACACAGCGCCCUGGAUUAG
Messenger RNA from Colletotrichum orchidophilum, 252 nucleotides. RefSeq lists its product as uncharacterized. The record is from RefSeq and is a predicted model, not a curated record. Bases 1 to 252 code for a protein of 83 amino acids. NCBI's taxonomy places the organism in Eukaryota, Fungi, Ascomycota, Sordariomycetes, Glomerellales, Glomerellaceae. The transcript has a single exon.